AUGAGAGAACCCAGAGACGCAACCAAAACCGAUAUCAAAACCUCCAAACCCGCAUCUUCUGGUUCUUUCCCUCUCAUUCUCGACAUCGAUGACUUCAAGGGAGAUUUCUCGUUCGAUGCUUUGUUCGGGAACUUAGUGAACGAGCUUCUUCCGUCUUUCAAAUUAGAAGACCUUGAAUCGGAAGGCGAUUCUCUGCCGAACGGUCAUCUACGAGAUGCAAAUAAAUAUUCACAAGGGGUUACGAGUCCUUUGUUUCCUGAGGUUGAAAAUCUCUUGUCUUUGUUCAAGGAUUCUUGUAAGGAACUCCUUGAGCUACGUAAACAGAUUGAUGGGAGACUACACAAUCUUAAGAAAGAUGUUUCUGUACAAGACUCUAAGCAUAGGAGGACACUAGCUGAGCUAGAGAAAGGUGUAGAUGGGUUGUUUGAAAGCUUUGCGAGGUUGGAUUCACGUAUUUCAAGUGUUGGUCAGACAGCUGCAAAGAUAGGAGAUCAUCUCCAGAGUGCAGAUGCUCAGCGAGAAACUGCCAGUCAAACUAUUGAGCUGAUAAAAUAUUUAAUGGAGUUCAAUAGCAGCCCUGGUGAUCUGAUGGAACUUUCUCCUCUUUUUUCUGAUGAUAGCCGUGUUGCCGAGGCUGCCUCAAUUGCCCAAAAAUUGCGGUCAUUUGCUGAAGAAGAUAUUGGAAGACAUGGUAUAAGUGUCCCAUCAGCGGUGGGAAAUGCAACUGCUAGCCGGGGAUUAGAAGUUGCAGUUGCUAAUUUACAGGACUACUGCAAUGAACUGGAGAAUAGAUUGCUUUCUCGGUUCGAUGCAGCGUCACAGAAAAGAGAAUUGACCACAAUGGCAGAAUGUGCCAAAAUUUUGUCUCAGUUCAACAGGGGUACAAGUGCCAUGCAACAUUAUGUGGCAACACGUCCAAUGUUUAUUGAUGUGGAAGUAAUGAAUGCAGACACUAGGCUGGUUCUUGGUGACCAGCCUAUACAAAGUAGUCCUAAUAAUGUUGCUCGCGGGCUUGCCUCCUUGUACAAAGAAAUCACAGACACUGUCCGUAAAGAGGCUGCAACAAUCACUGCUGUAUUCCCUUCACCCAGUGAAGUUAUGUCAAUUUUAGUUCAGCGUGUUUUAGAGCAGCGAGUCACCGCCCUUCUGGACAAACUAUUAGUUAAACCAUCUCUUGUGAAUUUACCUUCCAUGGAGGAAGGUGGGCUCCUAUUCUAUAUUCGAAUGCUGGCAGUGGCGUAUGAAAAGACCCAAGAAAUUGCUAGAGAUCUCCGAGUUGUAGGAUGCGGUGACUUGGAUGUUGAGGGCCUGACAGAGUCCCUGUUUUCAAAUCACAAGGAUGAAUAUCCGGAAUAUGAGCAGGCAUCUCUUAGACAGUUAUAUAAAGUGAAGAUGGAAGAAUUGCGAGCUGAAAGCCAGAUUUCUGAUUCAUCUGGGACAAUUGGACGUUCAAAGGGAGCUACGGUAGCUUCUUCUCAGCAGCAAAUAUCUGUCACUGUCGUAACAGAGUUUGUACGUUGGAAUGAAGAAGCAAUCUCAAGAUGCAAUCUCUUUUCCUCCCAGCCUGCUACACUGGCAUCCCAUGUAAAAGCAGUGUUUACUUGCCUGUUAGACCAAGUUAGUCAAUAUGUAGCAGAAGGUCUUGAACGGGCUAGAGACGGACUGACUGAAGCAGCUAAUUUGAGGGAAAGAUUUGUGCUGGGUACAAGUGUCAGCCGUAGGGUAGCUGCUGCAGCUGCAUCUGCUGCGGAGGCUGCGGCUGCAGCUGGUGAAAGCAGUUUUAGAUCUUUCAUGGUUGCUGUACAACGUUCGGGAAGCAGUGUUGCUAUUAUUCAACAAUACUUCACCAAUUCUAUAUCUAGACUUUUGCUUCCUGUGGAUGGUGCACAUGCUGCUGCUUGUGAAGAAAUGGCUACAGCAAUGUCCAGUGCAGAGGCUGCUGCUUACAAAGGAUUACAACAGUGUAUCGAAACUGUCAUGGCUGAGGUAGAGCGACUGCUUUCAGCUGAGCAAAAGGCUACAGAUUAUAAGUCACCUGAUGAUGGAAUGGCUCCUGACCACCGGCCAACUACUGCCUGCACAAGGGUUGUGGCUUAUCUUUCUCGGGUACUGGAGUCUGCAUUCACUGCUUUAGAAGGUCUUAACAAACAAGCAUUUUUGUCUGAACUGGGAAAUCGCUUGCACAAGGUUCUGCAAAGCCAUUGGCAAAAAUAUACUUUCAAUCCAAGUGGAGGAUUGCGAUUGAAGCGUGACAUCACCGAGUAUGGAGAAUUUGUGCGUAGUUUCAAUGCUCCCUCUGUUGAUGAAAAAUUUGAAUUGUUGGGCAUAAUGGCCAAUGUCUUCAUUGUUGCUCCUGAGAGCCUUUCAACUUUGUUCGAGGGUACGCCCAGCAUUCGGAAAGAUGCACAAAGGUUUAUUCAACUUCGAGAGGACUUUAAGAGUGCCAAGCUUGCAUCCAAAUUGAGUUCCUUGUGGUCUUAA
Lathyrus sativus (Indian pea) is the source of this 2481-nucleotide messenger RNA. Lineage: Eukaryota; Viridiplantae; Streptophyta; Magnoliopsida; Fabales; Fabaceae. The record is from the annotation of a GenBank genome assembly.